AACGCUACGCAAUCACCCACCAUCACCAGCGAGGAGGAAAAGAAAAAUUCCCAACAGCAACAACACACAAGAGAACGUCCCAUAAAAGGCCUCAAAUAUUUAAAAAAUUAUUAAUGGUAAAAAUCUGAAAGGAGGAAGUGCGUCCAUGCGCUGCGAGAGUUGUGAACGAGCAAGGAGAGAUGAACACAGUAGCUCCUUUGACGUAAAGAGUUUUAUAUAAGCUCCUCCAAACGCUGCUCUUUGCUCAUCUUCUCCAAGCAACCUAUAAAAUAUAAAUAAACGUGAACGCACAGUACAUACUUAAUAUUAGCAUAGAGUUGUCACACAACCGACACACGCCUCGACUCCCAUGACAACGCCACCGCAACAACAAUAGGCCAGCAACGAUAGGCGAGGCUCUUAGUGAAUAUACUUAUGAGCAGGCUGCAAUUAAAAAUACGCUAGGAGUGCCAUUAACAGAGCACCACCCAUCGUCUGGAUCACCCAUAGGUGUCAAUGGAAGCACGAUUGCAGCCGUAGGUUGUCACGGAGCUUGGAUCUAAUCCUGGAUUGCGAGCCACCGAUAGAGCUGGAAAAAUAUAUUCAAACUGCUCUGCUAACAGCUCGGAGUCGAGACUCACAGGACUCAAUAUCCCAUCAUGAACGCCAGCCUCAUCUAUGAGAUACUAAUGUAUCUGAAUUCGUUCUACUUUGGCCUGUACGCCACCUUCGAAGUGGGCGUGGGCGUGCUGAAGGCAAUCCACCUGAACUACGGCGAGAACGUAUUGUCGCGCGAAGCCAGUAUCCUGCUCUCACUGUGCAUCAUCGAGACCUUGCGGAUCGUCUUCGGCCGCAAGAGCAGUCUUAGCGAUCGUGGCUGGCAAGCAACCGCAUCCGUAAUAUUAACACUGCCCAGUCUUGCUAUCGUAAUCUUCUUAUGUUGUUUUCAAACCUUUGUUCUCAAAAUCGAAAUUAUUCUGAGUGCCUUAAUGAUCACCCUACAAGGUGCUGAACUGGUCUAUGCCAGCAUUUUUAUUUGUACAAUGUGUCGUCCUGUGACAUAUACCUAGCAGUU
Messenger RNA from Drosophila bipectinata, 1054 nucleotides. RefSeq names its product Transmembrane protein 216 (gene TMEM216). The record is from RefSeq and is a predicted model, not a curated record. NCBI's taxonomy places the organism in Eukaryota, Metazoa, Arthropoda, Insecta, Diptera, Drosophilidae. Gene Ontology annotation, cellular component: ciliary transition zone. Gene Ontology annotation, biological process: non-motile cilium assembly.